GUCUGCUGAAAUGGUGAUAACAGUGCGCGUGUUUGUCUUUCGGGCGCGGCUUUGUAGCUGUAUACUCGCUUUUCAGUUUCUUUUGUGUGUAUCUGUGAACGCGGGUGUGCCGGGAAGCUGUAAACCCCGCUGUCAGGGGUUAGUAGGGAUGGGCUGGCAUCUCCACGAGUGGGAGAGGUGGGCACCUCUUGGGCACGGCUCCUGCCAGUGUGACCUGGCCUGGGAGUGCAGCGAAAAGUGGACAGUGAUGUAUCUGAGGGAAGCAAUGGCUCUUGAGAUGGGAGCAGAGGUGAGAUGAGAGCUUAGGGAGGGGUGAGGCCGUCACUGCCAGCCUGUGGGACACAGCUGUCUCUGUGGGACUGCGACACUGCAGUUACACUGAGUACGAGCAGUGAACCCUGCCUGUCUGCCACCUGACGUCAGAUGGUACUCAGGUGGAUGAGGAAAAUCUUACCAGGAAAACAGUCAGAGGUGAAGCAGUGGCCACCUCCAGCUCUGGAUGGUUUCCUAUUGCUAUCAGCCUUGAGUCAGAGCUGCCAGCGUUUAUUUCUGAAGGAGCAGCCCCAGUGACAGUUUCAUGUUGACAUUCGGGAGUGAGGAGGAGAAACCAGCUGAGCUACAGAAACCGGGUGUUGUGUGAACCGCCUUCCUUGGGAGCCCAUCGACUCCUGCAGCCCUUCCAGGCAACCCUUAAGCUGUUUCCAAUGGGCCACAAAGCCACAUCAGCCUCCUUUUGCCACCUCUCCCUCCGUUCUUUAGGCUGCAGAAUACCCUCGUUCUUUAUGCAAGUGGAACAAACGAUAAUAAAUAAUAAGCAGAGGCCACACUGCUUAAAGGGACACUUCUCAGCUGGUAGAGGGGACACACUGAAGAUCCAGGCUCUCUUUGUACAAGUGAGCAGUUAUUGGGUUUCAGAAAAGGGUGGCAGUCACUCAGCAAUGUUCUGCAGGUGUCAUGACGAAAUUUUCAUUAUGGAGUGUCAUACAGUCUGAUGGGGAACAGAAAACUGAAGAACAAGUAGUAGGAUCAAAUAGAAGGGAAUAAGCUGCCAUUCUUCUAUAGGUAGAUGAGUCCACCGUUGGAGGAGUGUUGUUUUCUUCCCUGUAAAAACACAACACAAUGGCACAAAAACACAUUUACAACCUUGGGUAGCCAAGAGACCAUAUUUAUGAAGAGUUUUUGUGCUUUCUUUUAAUUAAAGGCCAUAGCUUCUGCUGCCUCUCACACAAGACCUGCAGUAGCCAAGCAGUGUCACAGCCUUCACCAGUCCUGUUUAGCAUCAUUGUAAGAAGUUAAGCAAUCCACUCUGUUUCAUUCCUUUCUUUUUUUAUGUUACUUACUAUGCAACUUUUCCUUUGAUCCAGGUACCUCUAAGAAACAAAACCAAAGCCGUGUUACUCUGCAGAUGGCAAAGUCCUCCUUUCCUGGAGGAUUUUUCUUAGAGAACCCAUUGAGACUGUAUGAGAGCAGCUAGCCAUAUACCCAGGUUUUCUUGGAUAUACAUUUUUUUGCCAGAUGGCAGCUGAGAAAUCCAAAACCUUACUGGGAUUUCUGGCCACUCAGCAGAGGAGUAGCUCUGGCCACAUUGCAGACAUUCAGGCAAUCUUCGGUGUGCCUAUGGCACGCAUUCCGCAGAGGUGACCUGGCCUUAUGCAGGGGCAGGUGACAUAUUCAGGUCAUGUUCCGUUCGCAUUGUAUGCAAUGACAACACAUCAAUAAACAGCUGUGUGGGAAAUCCUGACUGUCAAAAUACAUCAACCCUAACCUGACACUGGGUUGUUGUUUUUUUUUACUGAUAUAAAAGAAACUCCAACUGUCGUGGAAACUUUUAUUUCCAUUGUCUAAGUAGACCAGCUCACCCAGUUUGAUUAAAGUUACGUGGUUUAAAAUCACAUUCUGCUACCAUCCUUUCUUCUGUGUCAUGUAUCAGAUUUUCUUUGUUUUCCUUCUUGUUCACCUGCAAGUAUUUGCUGCAGAGCAGCUAACGCCUCUCAUAAAACAUGUUGAGCUCCCUCUAUGACAAAACAAAUUGAAGAGCUUUUCUCUUGAGCCUUCACAAUCCCACAGCAAAUGGCAACAAAUCCAUACAGGAGUGCUCAGCAGGGCAUGCUGCAGCCAAGGACCACUCGAGUCAGCUGGCAGGCAGUAGGACUCAGGAUAAGGGAGCAGGAGAGAGGAGCAUGGGGCAGGCAGGAGGACAUGACCCAGGAGCACUCCAAACUGGGGAACUAUGGUGCUGUGUUUGGGCUUAUGCCAUCACAUCUACCAGGCCUGGGGUCAGGCCUUCAGCAGGGCCAAAUUCUUCCUUCUCCUCUCACCCCUAUGGACGGGACUUUUAAUGAAACGAGCCUGAGGCCUUCUACACCUGCAGGAAGCCAGUACCAGCUCUACAUUGGCUUGGCUCUGGCAGUCAGUUCCAGCAUCUUCAUUGGAUCCAGCUUCAUCUUGAAGAAAAAGGGCCUCCUGAAGCUGGCCACCAAAGGAGCUCCCCGUGCUGGACAGGGUGGAUAUUCUUACUUGAAGGAAUGGCUUUGGUGGGCUGGACUACUUUCAAUGGGAUUGGGAGAAGCUGCAAACUUUGCUGCCUAUGCCUUUGCACCAGCAACCUUAGUUACCCCUUUGGGUGCGCUGAGUGUUCUCAUAAGUGCUAUAUUGUCAUCCUACUUUCUGAAGGAGAAGCUGAAUAUUCACGGCAAGUUGGGCUGUGUUCUCUGUGUUUUGGGUUCUACAGUCAUGGUUAUCCAUGCCCCAGAGGAGGAGGAGAUCACCUCACUGGAUGAGAUGGAAAUAAAACUGCAAGAUCCAGCGUUUGUUGCAUUUGCUGUUCUCCUAAUGUCUGUUGCCCUCGUGCUGAUUUUUGUUGUGGCUCCACGGAGAGGUCAAACAAAUAUACUGAUCUACAUUUUAAUUUGCUCACUCAUUGGUGCCUUCUCUGUCUCAUCUGUCAAAGGCCUGGGCAUUGCCAUUAAAGAAAUGUUGGAGCGGAAGCCAGUUUAUCGACAUCCCCUGGUUUAUAUUUUGGUGGGAAUCCUAUUGCUCUCAGUCAGCACCCAGAUCAAUUAUCUCAACAAAGCACUGGACACAUUUAACACAUCUCUAGUGACACCUAUUUAUUACGUGUGUUUCACCAUGACGGUGGUGACAUGCUCCAUCAUCCUGUUCAAGGAAUGGAGUAGUAUGGACCUGGAUGACAUCACUGGGACCCUCAGCGGAUUCUGCAGUAUAAUAAUAGGAAUUUUUCUAUUACAUGCUUUCAAAAAUACUGAUAUCACCUGGAGUCAGUUGAUGUCCAGUGUUGCAAAAGAAUCAUCAUUGCCGCAUUGCGAGUAUGAAACCUCUCACACUUUACUGGAGAGCAUGGAAGACCCAGCUGUGAUAUAUGGGGAAGAUAAUGUUUUAUUCAGCCAAUGAAAUUCUCAAGUGACAGCUCCUCAUUCCACUGUCGUGAAUUGCAGACUCACCUGUAUCUACCAGACCACUCUUCGUCACUGCUAUCCUCUGGAAAACUGCCUUUAAAGGCACACUCCUCUGUGUGCCAGCUGUUGGUAAUAACGAAUUAAAAUGUUCAAUAAUUGACAUGAGGGACAGAAACCUGGUGGUUAUAAUAUGUCAAGCAGUGAACAAGUUUGUCUAUUUUUUAUGCAGCGUCUCCCAUUGGAGAAUUUUAGCAAGAAAGGAUUUUUUUCCACAACUUGUAUUGUUCAGGGUGAGCUCAGAACUCUUACCAGAGGAUGCUUGCCAGAGCUUUAAGCAAGAGAGCUGGGUUAUUAAAAAUGACUUUUGAUCAGCUGGGAUUUAUAUGCCAAACAGAACCUCUUCAUAAAGCAGGCUGUGUAAUGUCCAAGGAGUAGAGUAAAUAAUGACACUUUGGGUUACGUUGUUCCAUGAAGAGAAAGCUCACAAUUUAUCUGUAGGAACAAAAUGGUUGCUACUGCUUGCAGCAUACUUGCACAUGUGCUUGUGCUGUGCCAAGUUUAAUCUUGAUGCCAAAGCCAUUUUCUUCCUUUCUGAAAGGUGUUCAUGAAACAUCUUAUUUGUUAAUGAUUUUUCUUUUAUUUUAGUGAGGAUUUAGAAGCUAUCAAAACCUGAGUGGCUCUAGGGAUACCUGUUUGAAGUUACUUCUAAACAGCAAGCAUCUUUCUUUUCCACUUGAAUAGAUUUGUAAUUGACAUAUGUACAGGAGGAAGUAGUAAUUGUACCAAUCACAUAGACAUUAUUUCUAAAUCCUUGACUAGAAGAAGCAGGAAUUCUGUAUUUCCUACCAGACCUGCUUGUCUACUUUUAUGUAUAAAUAACGUCUACUAGGAAAACAAUGUUAUCUUCUUGCAGUGUCAGAAAGUCUAAGUUAAUGCUUAUAUCCUUGGUGUACUAAAACACUAAAAUGUUACAAAGUAAAUUAUUGAUUAUCUUUUGUAUAAAAGUUUUUGCUAGAAGAGGUAUUAUUUUUGAAAGUGUUCAUAUUUAGUAAAUGAUUUGGAAGAAGUUUAAUUUUUACUGAAAUUAUGCUAAUAUUUUUCUCGUAAUAAAUUAUAUACAUGGAUUACGUAUUAAA
This is a messenger RNA of Gallus gallus (chicken), 4552 nucleotides long. It is a transcript of the gene NIPAL1, whose product is annotated as NIPA like domain containing 1. The transcript has 6 exons. NCBI's taxonomy places the organism in Eukaryota, Metazoa, Chordata, Aves, Galliformes, Phasianidae. The record is from RefSeq and is a predicted model, not a curated record. Gene Ontology annotation, molecular function: magnesium ion transmembrane transporter activity. The coding region runs from base 2071 to 3411 and encodes 446 amino acids. Gene Ontology annotation, cellular component: membrane. Gene Ontology annotation, biological process: magnesium ion transport.